Parnassius mnemosyne (clouded apollo) is the source of this 927-nucleotide messenger RNA. The record is from the annotation of a GenBank genome assembly. Lineage: Eukaryota; Metazoa; Arthropoda; Insecta; Lepidoptera; Papilionidae.
AUGGAAGCAUUAUUAUUUAUAAAUCUCAUUGUGCUAUAUCUUGGAUAUUUUAGACCAAACAGUGCAGCUGCGAAGGAAACUUCGAUAACUCCUGAUGGCAUAGCGGCUGCUAAAAGAGCUGUUGAUGCUGACUGGAAAAAAUUAGGAAGAAUAACCUUUUGGGAAUAUAUGGUAAUUAUUUUAUUUGGCGGCGCUAUGGUCUUAUUCUUUUGUCGAUCUCCUCAAAUGUUUGAAGGAUGGGGCGACUUUAUGGAGAAACGAUUUGAUAGGCCACACAAAUUCAUCCGAGAUUCGGCAUUAGCAGCUUUGGUAUCCUACCUUAUGUUACUUGCGCCAUCAAGCUUGUAUUUUUUCAAAAACUUCAUAGCAAAAUAUCAUGACAACUUUCCAAAAACACCUGUACAGUCGGUACUUAACUGGAGUGAAAUGAACGCUAAAUUACCUUACAGUUUUAUGUUUCUUUUGGGAGGAGGAUUUGCUCUCUCUGAUGCUGCUAAGAAAACUGGCCUUAAUGAGAAAAUUGGAGAAUCUUUGCAAUCUUUGAAAUCAUUACCCAACGCUGCAAUCAUUUUAAUCAUAAUAAUAGUUGUUAUUUUUGUUACCAACUUCGCAUCAAACGUCGUUGUUUGUAAUGUGUUUGUGCCUAUUGUAAUGGAGUUGGCUAAAAAAAUUGAUAGAAACCCAUUAUGGUAUGCGAUUGCAGCUGGGUUUUCAGCAUCAUAUUGUUUCAUGAUACCUGUAGGAACUCCUGGAAAUCUUAUAGUUCAAAGUGCUGCGAGUAUACCAACUAAGAAAAUGAUUAUCGCUGGGGCUGGACCUACUUUAUCCACUAUAAUAAUUACUUGGGCAGCCGUUUAUUUCUGGGCUCCAGUAAUUUGGAGCGAUUUGUUAAUUCUACCGGACUGGGCUCAUGCACAAACAACAUAA